Messenger RNA from Xenopus laevis (African clawed frog), 4870 nucleotides. RefSeq names its product putative GPI-anchored protein pfl2. The record is from RefSeq and is a predicted model, not a curated record. Bases 176 to 3499 code for a protein of 1107 amino acids. The transcript has 30 exons. NCBI's taxonomy places the organism in Eukaryota, Metazoa, Chordata, Amphibia, Anura, Pipidae.
AUCAUUAAAAGUACCUGUUUAGAAACAGGUUGGAAGCAGGGAAAGAAACACUUUAUUAUUCCUGUAAAUACUGCGUGUUGUGUAUACUGGGAUUAUUGUGUUACAGCUGAGAGGUCUUGUCCCCUCUGUGGAUACUGAACAUACACACCUUGCUGCAAUAUAAAAGACCAUCAAAAUGUGGCAUCCAAGAUCUGCUUUUGUUCUAUUAUUAUUAUUAUUAUUAGAAAUGGGUUGGGUCGAAUUGGCCAUUGACACAACUACUUCAGCACAAUCAACUGAUGUGUCAAGUUCAACUGCCACCGCAUCGUCUAUCACAACAGCAGGCUUAAUUACAUCAUUCUCAACACAAUCAAAUAAUAACACAAAUACAGCAUCUAACAAUGCAACAUCAACUAACGGCACAGCUACAGCAUCACCUAUAACACAAUCCAGCAGCACAUCACUGGCCACACCCACAGUAACCUCAGCUCUGAUAACAACUCCUAUUCCCCCUGUUACCUUGAAGCUGGAUUUUACGAUUACCAGUAGAAAUUUUAGUCAAAAUCUGAGUGACCCAAACUCGGGAGAAUACAAGGACCUGAAGAAUAACUUGGAGAAUUCGCUUGCAGACAUUUAUAAAAGGAAAUUCACAAAUUUCAAAUCUGUGAAUAUAACAGAGUUCAAAAAUGGCUCAAUCAUCGUUGUUUCUGAAGUUUCUUUUAAUAGUAGUCAGUCCCCUGUAGCUCCCACUGCAGAUAAUGCAGUGCGUGUUCUAGCCAGUUCCAUCCAGCAAAAUGGCAGCAUUGGUGGAUUCCAAGUGGAUACUUCCACCAUCAAAUCAGGCAGUGUUAGUACUUCCAGUCUGAGUGCACUUGUAGUAACUGUCAAUUUUCUCAUAAAGAGGCCUUAUAGUGAUUCUUUGCUGCAGUCACUAAAGAACCAAACAAUAAGCUGGGUGGAGAGUGUUUUGUUAAAUUUUCUCAAUGCCGCAACGCUGACCACAAGAGCAGCAGAUCCUAAUGUCACAUUUUCAAAUAACACCGGUUGGGUCCAGACAAAUGCUCAGUUUAGCUUCAACACCCUCAGUGUUUUGGAUAAAACCACAGAAGUAAUCGGCAAACUCCUUGACGCUAGAGUAAAUGUUUCCUUCUCCAUUGUUCCAUCCACUCUCACCGUUCAGGGCAUAAAUCAGACUUUUAUUGUACUUCAACCACCACUUGCUAUCAUGAACGUGACUCAAAUAGGAGACUUGUCAAAUAAGACCAGUGACACAUUCCAGGAUCUAUCUAAACGUAUAGAAGAUUCGCUCAAGGCUAUAUUUUCCAGUCAGCAGUUAGUAGAACCGGUUGUUAACAGCUUCAACAUGCUUAAUAAUCUUGUCAUUGCUUCUGUGGAUCUGUACUUCCCAUCAUCAUCGACAAUGAAUCUUACCACUGUUGUUAAUGAAAUUGUGAUAAACAAAACAGAGUUCAUUAACAGAAACAUCUCGCUGAACAUUUCUUUCACAUUGCCCCCAGCACCUACUGCUACAACUGUGGCGCCAGUCACAAGCUCUGUUACAACUGCACCUGCAAGCACAUCAACAAAUGGAACUUCCACUAACAUAACCAGCACACCGAUAUCUACUACGGCACCUACUCCCAGUAGUGACAUUGCCCUUAAUGUAACAUUUAGGAUUACCAGCCAAGAAUUUACUGCUAACCUAAGCAAAUCAGACUCUGUUGAAUACAAGAAUCUGAAGGGUAAAGUGGAACAACAGCUGAAAGCAGUUUACUCAACAUUCAAGAAUUUCAGAAAUGUAACAGUUACAGGGUUCAGGAACGGCUCUGUGAUUGUUGAUUCAAAUGUUGCAUUUGACAGCAAAGUGCAAUCCUCUACAGAUGUCACAAAUGAUAACCUUGUACGAGCCCUAGUCAGUUCCAUUGCGUCCAAUGGCAGCUUUGGAGACUUCAAAGUGGAUACUAACAGCAUACAGUCAGGCAGUGCCAGUGUCACAAACUUAAGUCCUGAAAACAUAACUGUCGGUUUUCUGAUUAAAAUACCAUAUAAUGCGUCUGCAACUGACUCACUACAGAAUCAGAUCACACCCUGGGUGAACAGUUCUUUUCUAACUCUUCCCGGUGUCACAUCAGUGUCACUUAUCAGCAAUAGUGUCAACUUCAAUAAUUCCGGUAACUGGACCCAAUUCAAUGCUACCUAUGCUGUCGUCACAACUAACAUUUUCAAUCCAAACCAAGCCCUCGACAAAGUAUUGGAAUAUAGAAGAAAUGUUACAUUUUAUAUUGUUCCAUCUACUCUUAGCAUCCAGCGAAGUAGCAAGUCAUUUAAUAUCUUAAGCCCAACAUUGGGGAUACGGAAUGUGAGUUAUACAAAUAGUCUGUCUGAUAAGACCAGUGAUGCAUUCAAGAACAGUGCUACAGCCAUAGAAGGAGUGUUAAGAGACAUAUUUCGAAGCCAGCAAUUAGUGGAGCCAGUUGUGACCAGCUUCCGUAAUGACAGCAGAGGUCUCAUUGUUUCAGUGGAUCUGUUUUUCCUCUCUGGGAUUACCUCUCGGGAUGUAAUCCAAGGAAUUGUAAAUAAUGCAAACCAAUUCGCCAAUAAGAACAUCGAUCUGAUCACAAAUAUUACAGACCCCACAGUGCCCUAUUCAUUUACAUUUAAACUACUACAAGACUACACAGCCGACUUAGCAACAAAUAACAUGAAUGUCACCCUCCUAAAUCUGAUUACAGCAGCAUUAACGUCUGAUCCCAUGAAUAUAAUCUCUUCAUCUGUAAGCAUAAGAAAUAACUCUGGAGAAGCAACAGUGGAUGUUCAAUGCAGAAUAAACGACAUAUCAAAAGACAACACAGCAGUGCAGAAUGCUCUUUUGCAAAACCAGAUGUUUACUGAUAUCGUACGCAUUUCAACCCUCUCAGUUAACGGUGCUAGCAACAAGCUUCGAGGUUAUGCAUACAAGCUGAGAUUCACCAACCUGAAUUUUAAUGCCAAUUUGACAAACCCAUCUAGCGAUGAUUACAAGAAUAUGAAAAUCAAGAUUAUACGAGCGAUGACCAGCAUUCUGAGUUUCACUGGUGCUAAACAAGUCGGAGUUUUAUCAUUUGUAUCAGGGUCUGUUAUUGCUAACACAGAAGUCACUGUUCCAGAUGGGGGUGCUACCUUUGACCAGGUCACUACUGCAAUUGUGAACAACAUCGAUUCUCUGAAAAGUUCUGGACUGACAUUGGAUCCUCAGUCUGUAGUUACGUCUACUCCAUCUGGAGCAGCAUCAACGGUUGAGCCUCCUCCAACUAUUUCAGCAUUCCCGGGUUAUGCAGUCGCCAUCAUCGUUAUGUGUGGACUGGCUAUUUUAGCUCUCCCUUUCCUCAUAUUAUUUUUUGUGAAAACAGGCCUCUGCAGUAAAGUUUCCAAAGCGUGCUCCCUCAAGCCACCAUAUGGUGAAUACCAAGGGAUGAUAAUUCCUAACACAGGAGCUGGACAUGAAAAUUACAGGACGCACUCUUAUGAAAUUUCAAAUUAAUAACAUUCGGCAUAUGGACAAGACUGGAGCACACAGAACCAGUUCUUCUCUUACACAGGCACAACGAUCCUGCUCCAUUUAUUGAACAUUUGGAUCAAACUUGGAACAACAGAAGUUUCAAAUCAAUACUUUAUUUGCUUGUUGGGAACAAAUAUCAGCCUGUCUGUUUGUUAUACUUGUGGGUUCUAUAAGUUAUAUUUAAAUUCUGAAAAUGGUCAGCAAAUGUCAGCAACCAUUAUUAUGCAAAUUCUGUACAGUUUGGUUUGUUUUUUUGUUCAUCCUUUUCUCCGUGAAGUGUCCAACAUUCCUUAUGUACUGGGGCAAGGAUACAAAGAACUAUAUAUAACAUUGUGCAUUCAGUUCCAUACAAACUUACACCAGAAUUAACUUUUGUGAGAGAAUAUCUCAGGGAAAGAAAUGUUUUCUCUUUAGAUAGUCUGAAAACGCUUAGAUUUAUCCAUCCAUAAAGAGACAUAUACCCUACUAUAGAACAACAAAACAUGUUCAGAAUGCUCUUAUGAGCACUUUAACCAUUUUUUAAAAAUGAUUUCUCUACUGUUUGGACAGUAUAACGAAAGUUUAUUUUAUCGUGUUUCUUGAUGCUUAUCUUCUCCGUUCCAUCCCUUAGGGGGAUAUUUAUCAGAGGUUGAGUUUUUGUUUUUUUUUGUUUUUACUGAAAACUACCCUCAACAACUCAAAUUUUUCGGGGAAAAAAAACAACAUUCUGUGUACCGAAGACUGGGUCAUUAACAAUAUUUUAUCAAAAUGUUUUUAUAAAUAGAUUACUAAUUACUGCAGCAUAUAAUAUUUUUAUAAAAUGUAAUGAUUUUUAUUUUAAAGAUUUGUUUCACUUCUGGAAGCUAUCCUGCUUGUUCUUGAACCUUUUUAUUUAGUUUAAUUGCUCUGGCUCCUGAUGCUGUGUGCUUUAACCUCUUCUCUGCUCUGGCACUUUAAUCUUGCCAUGCGUUACCCAUAAACACACACUUUGUGGCAUAGUUUAUAGAGAAAGCCAAAACUAUAAUCUGUAUGGCAACAGCAGUCAAGUCCUUGCCAGCUGGCUCUGCCAAUUAUAUGAUUUAUGGCAGCAACCUGUGCAUUGUUGAACAGUGGCUGCCAACUUACAACUGCUGCAGUCCUUGGAAUUCUGGGAAAAGUGGUUCAACAACAUAUGGAGAUUACCAAUGCUUAGAGGCAUAUUUUUCAAGGGUCGAAUUUAGAGUUUGAGAGUUUAUAAAAACUCCCAUAAACUCGAAAUUCAAAGAAAAAAAAAAGACCAAUCGAAAUUUAUUAAAAAAUGUAAAAAAAAAUUUAAAUUUGGGUGAAUAGGAUCGACCUGCAAACUUGAAUUUGAUUCUAGUUUUUUCACCAAAA